AUGUCAUCAUCUUCGCUGCUUCAGCCGCGGGCAAUCAACAAGUUGUUGAUAGCCAAUAGAGGUGAAAUAGCAGUUCGAAUCCUUAAUGCUGCGCGUGAGCUGCCUGAUCCGGUCGAGACAUUCGCUCUCUACACGGCGGGCGAUCGAUCCCAUUGUGAUCUAGGUCAUCCAGACCACGCAAUCCAGAUUGCUUCGCCUACAUCCUACUUGGAUAUUACCACGUUGGUCGAGAUUGUCAAGAAACAUUCAAUCGACACCAUCCACCCAGGCUACGGCUUCCUCAGCGAAAGCGCAGAAUUCGCUCAGCGCAUGUGGGAGGAAGCUAAUGCAAUUGUGAUCGGCCCCGGCCCCGAGAACCUUGCACAGACAGGCGACAAGCUCAAGGCCAAGGCACUUGCGCAGACAUGUGGAGUUCCUGUGCUUGAGGCUAUGGCCCGGCCAACCGCUGAUGUGGACGAGGCGCGGGCUUUCGCGAGGAAGAUUGGCUUUCCCGUGAUGGUCAAGGCUGUGGAUGGAGGCGGUGGUCGAGGAAUUCGGUUGGUGCGUGAGGAUUCGGAGUUGGAGAAUAGUUUACAGCGCGCGAUCGGGGAGUCCCCUUCCAAGACAGUCUUUCUUGAAAAGGCUGCUGUGGAUGGGUUUCAUCACGUCGAGAUCCAGGUCCUUGGGGAUGGGACGGGGAAUGUACGGCAUUUGUGGGAGCGGGACUGCAGAGAUCGCGACCUCAUUUCGCGAGUCAUUGACUCGGCGCUGAGGAUGGCUAGUCAUAUCCAGUAUCACUCUCUGGGAACUUUUGAAUUCCUAGUCAGUGAACAAACUGGAGAGUUCUUCUUCUUGGAGAUCAACCCCAGGCUUCAGGUUGAGCACACCAUCACAGAGGCCAUCAGCGGAAUCGACCUGGUGCAGACCCAGUUGCUAUUGGCUCAGGGACACACGUUCGCCGAUCUUGGCCUGGGAUCGAAAGAUGCCAGCCAAGAUUUCGCUCUUAGUAUUGGGAAAAUCACAACAUUUCACAUUCCCACCGGAAAUGGGAUACGGAUUGACACCCACAUUUCCAACUUAGCGCCACUCGUCGUAGGCUCGGAUUUCGAUAAUCUUCUCGCCAAGAUUGUUGUCACUGCUUCUACUUGGAAAGCUGCUGUCAGAAAGGCUCAGCGAGUGCUUUCAGAUACAAAUAUUUCUGGGGUGAACACGAAUCUGGUCCUCCUCCGAGGGAUCGUUGCUCACGCCGACUUUCUGGCCGGUAGCAUUGAUACUCAGUGGUUAGGAAAGCAAUUACAGGAAGCCUAUAAGCUCGGAGAACAGGUCACCAAGCAAGCGGCAGGCAAAGUCUCAUCUCUCGGGGUAUCACAAAGCUCAUCAGCACCGGCAGCAGUGCCGUCUUCAAGUCUUCUAUUCCGCAAAGGUGAUGCCUGGUCCAUCACACUCCAGCCCCUCCAGCAAGCGAAGGCGCAAGGACAGCAAGUCUCUCAUCAUCUCCGACUAUCUCGAGUCUUGCGUAACGAAUUCCCAUCAACUCUUGCAGCAGAAAUUGAAUAUACAACACCUAACUCAAAGGCCCCUUUGCCUUUCCGGGUUCAGAUAGACGCCACUUCAACAACAGCCAGCGCCCUUGUAUCUUCACAUCGGCGCGGCGACCGGAAUAACCCGAGCCAUAUCGUUCUUCCUCUGUCAGGGAAAUUGAUCGAAGUGCUCGUAUCGAGCGGAGAAGACGUAGCCGAGAAUCAAGUCCUGGCAUUCGUGAAGCAAAUGAAGAUGGAGCUUGAAGUGCGGAGUCCUCGUGCUGGGAAGAUCAAAUGGGCCUACGAAAUGGAGGACGAAGAAGAAGAUGUCUCUGAGGGAAUGCUGUUGGUCGAAUUACAGGAGCCUAUUCGAGGGAAAUUAUAG
Messenger RNA from Penicillium chermesinum, 1884 nucleotides. RefSeq names its product putative pyruvate carboxylase. The record is from RefSeq and is a predicted model, not a curated record. Gene Ontology annotation, molecular function: ATP binding; metal ion binding. Lineage: Eukaryota; Fungi; Ascomycota; Eurotiomycetes; Eurotiales; Aspergillaceae. The transcript has 4 exons. Bases 1 to 1884 code for a protein of 627 amino acids.